Molecule: messenger RNA, 522 nt
Organism: Triticum turgidum subsp. durum (durum wheat)
Lineage: Eukaryota; Viridiplantae; Streptophyta; Magnoliopsida; Poales; Poaceae
Source: the annotation of a GenBank genome assembly
AUGGCCGUUCUUGUGGCGAGGCAGGGGCGCGAGCUGCAGCGGUACAGCACGAGCACCGGCGGGCGCAUCGUGGUGGGGUGCAUCCCGUACCGGAUGCGCGACGGCGGCGACAGCGACGGCGAGGGCGAGCUGGAGGUGCUGGUCAUCAGCUCGCAGAAGGGGCACGGCAUGAUGUUUCCCAAGGGCGGGUGGGAGCUGGACGAGUCCAUGGACGACGCGGCACGGCGCGAGGCCCUCGAGGAGGCCGGCGUCCGCGGGGAGAUGGGCAAGGUGCUCGGCUGCUGGCACUACCAGAGCCGCCGCUACCAGACCACCUACGAGGGCAUCAUGUACCCGCUCCGCGUCACCGACGAGCUCCAGCAGUGGCCCGAGAUGGCGUCCCGCAAGCGCACCUGGCAACUGUGCAGCAGGUCAUGGAGGGAUGCCAGCACUGCUGGAUGCGGGAGGCGCUCGAGGAGCUCGUCGCCCGGCACGCCAAGCCGCAGUCCGCCCUGUGAGCAGCCAAGCGGGCUGGCGGGGUGA